Messenger RNA from Pseudogymnoascus verrucosus, 4524 nucleotides. It is a transcript of the gene PAN1, whose product is annotated as actin organization and endocytosis protein. The record is from RefSeq and is a predicted model, not a curated record. Bases 123 to 4400 code for a protein of 1425 amino acids. Gene Ontology annotation, cellular component: nucleus; actin cortical patch; mating projection tip. The transcript has 3 exons. Gene Ontology annotation, molecular function: calcium ion binding; actin binding. Gene Ontology annotation, biological process: endosomal transport; actin cortical patch assembly; endocytosis. NCBI's taxonomy places the organism in Eukaryota, Fungi, Ascomycota, Leotiomycetes, Thelebolales, Thelebolaceae.
CUACCGUCGUCAGCGACGUAGGCCGCCGCGCAUCAAAACUUGUAGUUGGGAUUCACAUCUCAACCUUUUGUAUCAGCUUUCGUUUUGUAUCCAAUUUUAGCAUUUUUUUCCUUCAUAUCGCAAUGUUUUCGGGCUCCAACUCGUACCUGGGCGGAAAUGCCGGCCGCCCUACAGGCCCGCCGCAGCAGCAGCAGCAGUUCAACUCCUAUAACCAGAAUCAACAACCAAAUAGCUUUCCUCAGCAACAGCAUGCCCAAACCGGGGGGUUUCAGAUGAACCCGCAGCCUACGGGCUUUCAACCUCAGCCGACCGGUUUCCAGCAGCCUGCGCCGUUGCAAUCCCAAUACACUGGCUUCCCAGGCGCCCAGCCUCAAUAUGGCCAGCAGCAGCAUGACUUUGGAGCUCCGCCGAUGCCAAUGCAGCAACCUCAGCAGCAGCAGCAGCAACCCCAAGCACCGGUCCUACCCCAGCCGACGGGGUUUAGCCAAAUGGCAGCUUCCUUCCAGACGGGAGAUUCGAAACCAAAGGGCAGACGACAACCACAAGCCAAGUCGACAAAGAUACCGAGCAUACGGCUAUCGUUCAUUACCGCUAAAGACCAGGCGCAGUUCGAAACUCUCUUCAAGUCUGCUGCGGGGGAUGACCAGGCCCUCUCGGGAGAUAAGUCUAGGGAUAUAUUAUUACGAUCAAACUUAGACGGAGACUCUCUGUCCCAAAUAUGGACUCUUGCGGAUACGACAAGAUCAGGACACUUAUUGUUCCCCGAAUUCGCAUUGGCUAUGUAUCUAUGUAAUUUAAAGCUCGUUGGCAAGCAGUUACCACCAUCGCUUCCAGAGCAUAUUAGAAACGAAGUUUCAAGCAUGGUCGAUAUUAUAAACUUCGGCGUCGCUGACGAUGCGCCUCAACCAAGAACGAACGUCCCCGACUUUAAUACUCGAUCUUCAACUGCGUCGCCCCCUACGAUCCAGCAGCCGCAACCAAUGGCAUCGAACUCCCAGCUACUUACAGCACAAAUGACCGGAUUCCAGCAGCCGCAACAAACUGGCUUCCAGGGAGGGUUUCAGCCGCAGCCAACUGGGUUUGGUGGUCAGCAGCAAAACUUCCAAAAUGCGACCAACCCGCAGGCUACUGGCUACACUGGACCACGGCCACCAAUGCCUCCUAUGCCAACUGGGUAUGGACAGGGUGGCGGCUUAAUGCCCCCCGGUGGUGGGAUGGGAGGCAUGGUGGCGCCACUCAACGCCCAGCCAACAGGAGUUCCUGGCCAGUGGGGAUUGGUAAAUGCCCCAGCUACGGGGCUUCCCAACAUCGAUGCGCUGCAAGCUCGCAUGAUGCCUCAGCAAGGCCGCGAGCAAGGCAACUUCACCACCGCUGGCUUGUCUGGAAAUGCUGUUAUCCCAUGGGCUGUGACAAAGGAUGAGAAGACGAGAUAUGACUCUCUUUUCAAGGCCUGGGACGGUUUGGGCAAGGGCUUCAUUGGUGGCGAUGUUGCUAUUGAAGUCUUUGGACAGAGUGGCCUCCCUAAGCCUGAUCUCGAAAGAGUUUGGACUCUGGCAGAUAACGGAAACAAGGGUCGCUUGAACAUGGAUGAAUUUGCAGUUGCCAUGCAUUUAAUCUACAGAAAGCUUAACGGAUACCCGCUUCCUGCUCAACUGCCAGCCGAGCUUGUGCCGCCUUCGACUAGAAACUUCAACGAUUCUAUUGGAACUGUGAAGUCUCUUCUUCAGCAGGAGUCUGCAUAUAGAAAGGAUUCUGGCGCCAACCUGCUUCCCCAGAAGACUGGCGUCAGCUACUUGAAGAACCACUCGUUCCGCGGCGAUUCGAACCAACUUAGGAGCAAUCGUAAAGAUGCCACCGUUUUCAAGAACAACGACGACGAUGUUGGAUAUAAAUCAAGCGCUCGUAGACGCUUAGGCACUGGAUCACCACGCCCAGAAUCUCCGUCCUCGACUACAAGCGAAGACCUUACCUUGGACCAGCUAAAGAAGAAAAUCCGCGAGAAGCAAGUGGUUCUUGACGCGCUCGACUUCAAGGAUGAGAAUGCUGCCGAGGAGGAUGACGUUCUUGACAGACGUGAUCGCCGGGAAGCGGAUGAGCUUUACAGGCGCAUCCGUCGUGUUCAAGAGGACAUUGACAGCCACCCAGACGCAGCACUCCGAAAUGUGGACUCAGGGGCUGAACGCCGCGCCCUGAAGCGUCAAUUGCAGACGCUAACAGAUAGCCUACCUGACAUCGCAAGCCAAGUCCGCCGCACAGAGCGCGCCAUCGCCGAAGCAAAGCUUGAGCUCUUCCGCCUUAAGGAUGCCAAGGCUCACCCAAGCACUGCGUCAAGCAUCGUUGGAACUGGACCAGGUGGUUCCGUGACCGAGUCAGACAGACUCAAGGCACGAGCUAAGGCUAUGAUGCAACAGCGUUCUGCGGCCCUUACCGGAAAGAAGAUCGAGACUGUUGAUGAGGACCUUGCAGCUCCCAAACGUCUGGAGGAGGAAAACAUUAAAAUCAAGACGGAACGUGAGAACAACGAGAGAAUGGUCAAGGAUGUCGAGGAUAGCGUUCGUGAGUUUGCGCAGGGUCUUGAGGAUGGCUUAAAGGAGGGAUCUCAAAGUUCGUCGAGCGAGCAUGAGAAGCGCAGAUGGGAGGACGGACUUGGUGUUGAGGACGAAGUCAAGGAUUUCAUCUUUGAUUUGCAAAGGUCGACCAGAAGUGCCAGGGUUCGCAAUGAAGAUCGUUCUACCAGUAGAGGCACAGUGGAAGAUAGACGCGAUCGCGAUACUUCCGCAUCCCGUUUCCGAAGCAGUGCUUCGCCAGCGCCGACAAGUUCCCGCCAAAGCUCCUCCCCCGCACCAAGUGGCGGCGGUGGCUCGUACGCCUCUUACAAGACCCCUGAAGAAAGAGCUGCCUUUAUCAAGCAGCAGGCUGAGCAACGCAUGGCUGAACGUCUGGCUGCCCUGGGUAUCAAGGCUCCUUCCAAGUCUGGCGAGAGCGCUCACCAGAGGGCAGAGCGCGAGAAGAAUGAGCGGGCAGCUAAACUUCGCCAAGCUGAGGAGGAAGAUGCGAAGCGCGAGAAUGAGAGACAGGCGAGAAUAGCUCAGGAGGAGGGUCGCCCUGCGCCAGCAGCUGCUGCCUCCCCAGAGGUUGCCAAGAAGCCACCCCCACCUCCAACGAGGAAGGCUGCUAAGAGCGAGGUGGAAACCCCAAGAAAGGCUGAGGAGGACAGAGUCCAUCAAGAACAUGAGGCUCAGCAGAUAGCAACUAAGGAACUGGAGGAUGAUGCACAGCGCCAGGAACGCGAGAUUGCCCAGGAGCGCGAGGCCACCGAAGCCCGCUUGAAGGCCCUCGAGGAGCAAGUCAAGGCCGGUAAGAUCAAGAAGGAAGAGGAGAGGCGCAGAAGGAAGGCAGCGCAAGCCGAGGCGAAGGAAAAGGAAGCAAAGCUUGCCGCCCAGCGUGCUGAGAUUGAAACUGCUCGCCAACGCGAGAUUGAGCUUCAGCGUCAACUUGAGGCCAUUGAUGACGAGAGUUCGUCGGACGAGGAGGGUCCCCAGGACAUCACUCCCCAGGCAGCAACUCCUCCGAGAGCCGCCGAGAAGCAGGUAUCCCCACCAGCGCCAGCGCCUCCUAUCAUCACGGCAACCUCUCCCCCAUCAGCUGCGGCCAGCACCUCGAACAUCAGCUCCCCACAGGCAGAUACCGCCACCCGCAACCCCUUCUUCAAGAACUUGGGCCAGCCGAUGGUUCCAGGAGCAGGCGCCCCUGUUGCAUCGCCCCCCGUCGCAUCGCCUCCUACACAGGACACAAACCCAUUCCAUCGUCUUCCUCCGCAACAAGCUGCCGCCAAGGCUCCCGAGCCAGUCCAGCCCAGCCCAACAGGCGCAAGACCUUCUCGCGUCCGCCCAGAAGAAGACGAGUGGUCCGUUGUCGGUUCCGACCGCGAGGACUCCUCCGACGAAGAGGAAGGACCUGGUGCCGGAAACGCACGCCAGCUUGCCUCGAUGCUAUUUGGAACCAUGGCGCCUCCCCGCCCACUUUCUGCUGCCGAUGACACACGCGCUUUCUCCCCGGUUAGCCCUGGCGUGACGUCCCCAGUGGCCGAGACUCCUACUCCCACUGGCGCUCCACCAGCACCUCCCCCACCGCCUCCAAUGCCUGGUAUGGGCGCGCCGCCUAGUGCACCACCGCCACCUCCUAUGCCUGGUAUGGGUGCUCCUGGUGCGCCACCUCCGCCACCACCUCCUCCUCCAGGUGCGGGACCACCUCCGCCUCCGAUGCCGCCUGCAGGCGGACCGCCAGCGGCGGGUAGACCUAUGGCACUACUUGGCGAGAUCCAGGGCGGUCGCCAGCUGAGGAAGACGCAGACGAAGGAUAACAGUAGCGCUUCGGUUGCGGGUAGGGUUUUGGAUUAGUUUGUACAAAGAUAGUGGAGGUGUUGGGAUUUGGAUGAGGCUUGACGAGGUCGAGUAGAGUGUAUGGUACAUAGCAACCCCCUCGGGGUUUAUUCUAGAAAUCCUUUACCUUUAUAACCACGCA